Messenger RNA from Rotaria socialis, 1359 nucleotides. The record is from the annotation of a GenBank genome assembly. NCBI's taxonomy places the organism in Eukaryota, Metazoa, Rotifera, Eurotatoria, Philodinida, Philodinidae.
AUGGAGAAAACCGAAGCAUAUCAAUGUUUAGGUGUAAAUGAUCCAUUACCGAAUUUAAUCGAACGUACAAACAAGUAUCUAUUAGAUUUACGAUUAGCUCAUUGGAUCACUCAAAAGCAAUAUGAACUUUUAUGUGUUAAACCAAGUGAAGCUAAAUUAGCUCAUCUAUAUUAUCUGCCUAAAACUCAUAAACCUGGUACUCCACUUCGUUCAAUUGUUUCAGGUCUUAAACAUCCAACUAUAAAAAUAUCGACAUAUCUCGAUCAAUUACUUCGACCACUAUUUGAUAGAAUAGGUUUAAAGACAACUACUACGUCUGGAUUCGAAGUAAUGAAGCAAGUAUAUGAAUGGUCAACAACUAAUCUACGUAAAGAAACAUUGUUAUGCACCAUAGACGUUGUAGAUCUUUAUACAAUGAUACCACAAACAGAAGGUGUUCUUGCAAUCAAAAAAAUGUUAGAUUAUCUUGAACUGAAACAAAUUGGUGGUCUAAAAAUUGAAACAAUAAUUAGAUUAAGUCGAUUCGUUAUGAAAAAUAAUUCUUUUUUAUAUGAAGGUCAAUAUUAUCAUCAAAUUCGUGAGGGUGCGAUGGGUUCACCGUUAACCCUGACUAUUGCCAAUUGUUACAUGUUCUUUUUUGAAAGAAAUAUUGUUAAACAAAUUACAAAUGCUGGUGGUCUAUACUUACGUUAUAUUGAUGAUAUGUUCAUUAUUAUAAACUGGCCUGAACGACACUUGAAUAAACAAAUUGGUCAAUGGAAUACUUUGGACUCAAAUAUUCAAUUGAAAGCUCAGGCCGGUCAGUCGAUAAAUUUUCUUGAUAUUUAUGUAGAAAAUAUUAAUGCUGAUCUGUUUACAAAAGUAUAUCAUAAACCAUCAUACGAACCAUACUAUUUACCAUUUAAUAGAGUUCAUCCUGUGCAUAUGAAAAAGAACAUUCCAUUCGCCAUGUUCCUUCGAGCAAUAAGAUAUUGUUCAACAUUCAAAGCUUUUCUAGAUGAACGUGAGGAUCUAAGAAUGGCUCUAUUAUUAAAUAAAUAUCCAGGCAAAUUUAUAGAUAGCCAAUUCAAUCGUGUACUCAAGAAGUGUAAUAUUACUCAAUCAUUAAAUAGUAACAAUUACAAUACGAUACGAAAAAAUAUUAUUUAUAAUAUUAUAGAAGAAGAAAAAUUACCAACUGAUCAUUAUAGAACAAUGUUUAUUCAUUUUACUUACUGUUUAAACAUACGAACUUUGCCAACAAAAUUUCAUACCCUUUGGAAUAAAUAUUUCAGUGAAUCACCAAUUAAUGAAAUUAUACCAGUUAUUGGCACUCGAAAUGUUCAAAAUUUACAAAAACAGCUGGUGAAAAAUAAAUAA